AUGUCGGGAGAGCAUGGGCAGCCUCUCGGGCUUCCGGCCCCUGUAAGACGCUCGUUGUUGGCCGUGCUCGUCGUCGCCGUCGCCGUCGCGUCGGAUGCCUGCGACGCCAGCGUGGGCGACGCCGCGGCGCUCGCCGCGGCGGUGAAGCGCGCCGGUUCGGACGCCUGCGUGGGGCGGACGAGCACCGUGGCCGUGACGGCGGACAUCGCGCUCGCGGCCCCGGUCCACGUCUGGGCCAACGCGUCCGUGUCGCUGGUCGGCCCGCGCGCGAUCUCCGGCGCCGGCGACCACGGCCUCUUCGUGACCCGCGGCCGCCUCGCGCUGUCGGGGCUGCGGCUCGCGGACGGCGCCGCGGCGUCCGGGGGCUGCGUCUUCGUCGGGGCCGGGGGCUCGCUCGCCGCGUCCAACGCGUCGUUCGUACGCUGCGCGGCGGCGAACUACGGCGGCGCCAUCUACGCGAGCGGGGCCGAGGUGGCGCUGCGGAACGUGUCCUUCGCGCGGACGUCCGCCGCGUACGUCGGCGGCGCCGUCAGCGCGACGACGCGCAGCUCCGUGCGCGUCGUCGACUGCACCUUCGAGGCCACGACCGUGACGCGCGCCGCGGCGGGCGGCGGCGCGCUGGCGCUCAUGAUGAGCGAGGCGACGAUCGUCGCCAGCGCGUUCCUCGGGACGCGGAGCGCGGCCGCCGGCGGCGCCCUCUACGUCGAGGACGAAUCGAACUGCAGC
This is a messenger RNA of Aureococcus anophagefferens, 726 nucleotides long. RefSeq lists its product as hypothetical. The annotation marks the transcript as partial. The record is from RefSeq and is a predicted model, not a curated record. The transcript has a single exon. Lineage: Eukaryota; Pelagophyceae; Pelagomonadales; Pelagomonadaceae.